UGGUUUGGUUUGAGGGGAAAGAGUGUGAAGGCUAUCGCUUUAGCUUUUUGAGCUGGGAAUAAAAGAUUCCGUUAGCCACUUCUGACGAGAAAAUGAUACCGAAAGUGUGCUGGACGGAGGGGGAAUCUGGAUUAGUUUCAGUCUGAAUGUGAGCAUUUGAGCAGCUCUGAGGAUUUGCAGCCGUACAAAAGCUAUUUUUCGGGCUAAUGAGGGAUUUCCAUUGCAGAUAGUGCUCAACAGUCAGUGUCACCCACUGACGAGUUGUGCAAGAUUUCUUUUCUGUUUGUUCAGUCGAUUUGUUCAGAUGGCCUCCCGCACGACUGUGACUCGUUAGCUCGAAGCUUUCAGACGAAAACCACUCCUUACGGUCCAGAAAUCCACUUCAUAACUGGACUCCAGGCUGUGCCUGUGGAGCCGUUGUGUCCCGGCGCAGGGAGGAGGAGAUGGGCGAGGCCAGAAGUGCCAGACUGACUGACAUCUCUUUAUUGGCCCUGUACACAUAUGAAGACAACAGCAAUGAUCUGAUACUGGCGUCAUCAGGAGGUGGAGGCCUGGAGGAAAUCACGGUCACCUUUGACAGCAGCCGCAUCAUGUAUGGCUUCUGCAGCCUGAAGGAGCCCACUGCCAGCCUGCCUCGCUACAUCCUCAUCAACUGGGUCGGGGAGGAUGUGCCUGAUGCAAGGAAGUGUGCCUGUGCCAGCCAUGUAGCCACCAUCGCCGAGUUUUUCCAGGGGGUUGACGUCAUCAUCAACGCCAGCAGCAUGGACGACAUAGAGCCCUCAGCCAUCGGACAGAGACUGACCAAUGGGACAGGCCCGGUGGCCAGCCCUGUCCUUAGCCGCCUGCGAACGAGGGACGAGGAGAACACAGAGCACGUUGGCACCACCUACCAGAAGACGAACGCAGAGAUCGAGAUGAAGAAGAUCAAUCGUGAGGAGUUCUGGGAACAAGCCAAGCGGGAAGAAGAGAUGAGGAAAGAGGAGGAGAGAAAGAAGGCGGCAGAGGAGCGGCAGCGUUUUGAAGAGGAGCGUAUGGAGCUGGAGAGAAAGGAGCAAGAGGAGAGAGAGAAGAGAUAUCGCGAGAGGGAGAGGCAGAUUGAGGAACACAGGAAGAAAAUGCAAGAGGAAGAGGAGGCCAAAGAGAGGUCAAGGACUCAGCCCUUGAUUGUAAGAACAGAGCCCAGCAAUGAUGACCCCUCUCAAGAGAAAAAGGAGACAGAGGUUGAGGAGGCGGCCGCCAUUAUUGCCCAACGGACAAGCAACCCGCGGGAGUUCUUCAAGCAGAAAGAGAAAGCUGUGGUCACCAGCGUGGACACCUCACCCGUCGCCACUCACAGGACUGAUGACUCUGCUGAAGGCAUCUCAGACAUGGCAGCUGUGUCCCCCACACCAAUUCCCAAAAUCGCCAUUCAGGAAGAUAAAGAGGACACCAGCUGUAAGGAGUGGGUCCCUGAGUCUCCAGAGCGAGCACCAGUGCAGGAGUCCGGCCCGAACAAACCUGUUCAGAGUGUGGCCCCUCAGGCUCGUUCCACAGACCCCUCAGAGGACAGUCUGCUGGACCUGUGGGAGAGUGACCCACCGCCCACCGCCUCCCCGUCCCAGCCCACUCACAUCAUGGACCUGAUGGGCGACACUCCAGAGCCUCUGCAGGCCGCUUCUUCCCCCAACCUGCCUCAGCCUCUGCUCAGCUUUGAUGAGACACCAGACACCACCUUCUGCCCCGGGCCAGAGGAUGACCCCUCCAGCUUGGUGGACGUGGCUGGGCCACACCAGAUGACCCUGAGCUACCAGCAGGCCCUGCAGCACGCCUCAGGCUCUGACAGCCAGGAGCUGGACGACAGCCAGCUGCUGAUGACCAAUGGAGACACACUGCUCAAAGAAGGGACUCAGGCGAGUGAAGGCUACUUCAGCCAGUCACAGGAGGAGGAUUUCGCUCAGUCUGACGAGUGCUCUGCAAAAGUGAAUCCGACGCCAGUAUUUUAUAACAAACCACCAGAAAUUGACAUCACAUGCUGGGACACUGACCCCGUGAUGGACGAUGACGAUUAAGCGCAGAGGAAGGGAGUGCCCUACGCAUUCAAGAAAA
This is a messenger RNA of Colossoma macropomum (tambaqui), 2085 nucleotides long. It is a transcript of the gene dbn1, whose product is annotated as drebrin 1. The record is from RefSeq and is a predicted model, not a curated record. Gene Ontology annotation, biological process: neuron projection morphogenesis; positive regulation of dendritic spine morphogenesis; postsynaptic actin cytoskeleton organization. Gene Ontology annotation, molecular function: actin filament binding. The transcript has 14 exons. Gene Ontology annotation, cellular component: actin filament; site of polarized growth; lamellipodium. The coding region runs from base 444 to 2048 and encodes 534 amino acids. NCBI's taxonomy places the organism in Eukaryota, Metazoa, Chordata, Actinopteri, Characiformes, Serrasalmidae.